AUGGAGACAUACUCCGAGAAGAUAAGAAAUAUGAUAGAAGAAAUGAAAUUGCAGAGUUUUGACAUCGAACACAGCCGGGUAUUUGGUGGAGGAUUUCUUCCAAAUGGUCAGUUGUUGUUGUGUGAUAAUUCACUGAAAAAAUGUAUCGUAUAUGGCGAUGAUGGAUCGAUCGUACAGGAAAUACCUCUACCUGGUGCACCAUGGGAUGCAUUUUUUGAAUCCGAUGGACGAAUCCUCAUUACAAUUCCAGAGAAAAAUACAAUUGUUGUUUUACAACAAAACACGCUAGCUAUAGAGAAAACAUUGCCUUUAUCCUGUGACUGCAAAGGGAUUUCAAAAUGGCAAGACAAAUACUUGAUUGGCACUUGGGGAAAGAUUGUAGAAUUUAGCACAGAUUUCCGUCACCUGACAUCUCGUGAAUUAGAUAUCACAGAUGAUAUAGCUGUUGACAAUGAUGGAUGCAUUGUGUAUGGAAACUAUAAAAAUAGUACAAUCAUUAAAGAGGAUCUUAACCACAAAGUGAUAUUCACUUACAAGCAAGAAAAACUGGAGAAGACAUGUGGUCUAGCUUUUGAUAACAAUGGCUUUAUAUUUGUGAAUGGCCGGCAAAGUAACAACAUCCACAUACUAUCUGCGGACGGAAACCUAUUGAAAAUCAUCGACAUUAAUGAACCACGAUGUAUAAAAUUUGACAAAAACAGUCAGAGAAUGUUUGUUGUAAACAGCAAAGGCAUUGUAAAAAUGUUUCAAAUCAUGUGGUAGAUUGAUAUACACAGAUAGGAUAAUUAGAUAUCGUUCAACUUCAUAUAAUGAUUUUUUUUUAAAUUUUUGUAAUUUA
Messenger RNA from Magallana angulata, 838 nucleotides. RefSeq lists its product as uncharacterized. NCBI's taxonomy places the organism in Eukaryota, Metazoa, Mollusca, Bivalvia, Ostreida, Ostreidae. The transcript has 2 exons. Bases 1 to 762 code for a protein of 253 amino acids. The record is from RefSeq and is a predicted model, not a curated record.